GGUUAUAAAUAGCGGUUCUCUGGGUUGCCGGGUUAGUUCGGAGCUGCAGGGUCCAAACUCCCUCACACACUCCCUCCCUCCCCUCGGUGUGAGUCUCCAGCCCCGACAAUGCAGCAACUCAGCUGGCUCUUGAUGGCCCCGCUGCUGGCCAUGGUGACUGCAGCUCCUCGCUGCCCCAGUGGUUGUCACUGUCUCGGGGAUCUGCUUCAUGUGGUGUGUGAAAACAGGGGACUGAAAAAGAUCCCAAGAGUUCCCAACAAAGUCCGCCUCCUGAGUCUGCAGCAGAACAAUUAUCCCAUCCUUCCUUCCAGUGGAUUCAGCUCCAUGAAGAGUCUGGUUUCACUUCACCUUCAGGAUUGUCACAUUCGAGAGAUUUCACCCAAUGCUUUCCGUGGACUCAAGAAACUGGUCUAUCUCUACCUGUCCAACAAUGAGAUCAAUACCAUCAGGCCAGGGGCCUUCCAGGAUCUUUCACAAUUAACCUACCUCUACCUGGACAACAACAGAAUUAGCGAGCUCGCCAAAGGGCUUCUGACACCUUUGAAGAGCUUGUUCCUGCUGCAGCUUAACAACAACAGGAUGCACCAGAUCAGACCCGGGAGUUUCGCCGGGGCCAAGGAACUGAGAUGGCUCCAUCUGAGUGGCAAUGACAUGACCUCCAUUCUGCCCGGGGCCCUGGAUGAUGUAGAGAAUUUAGCAACUCUUCACCUGGAUAAGAACAAACUGAGUACGUACCCGGCAGCAGCACUCAGCAAACUCAGGGUGGUGGAGGAACUGAAGCUUUCCUUCAACACCAUCCGGACCAUCCCUGACAACGCAUUCCGCUCAUUUGGGAGAUAUGUCGAGCGCCUAUGGCUCAAUAACAUGGGGCUGGAGAGGUUUUCAGAUGGAGCAUUCAAUGGUGUCACCGCCCUCUCAGCCCUCCAUCUGGAUGACAACAAAUUGGAGACUCUACCUUCAAGCCUCAUCCUGACCAAAAUGAGGAACAUGACUCUCUCCAAUAAUCGCUGGCAGUGCACCUGCUCACUUGCUGCAGUGCGAAGAUGGAUGGACACCAGCAGGAAUCGUCCAGAUGGAGCCUGUGCUUCUCCAACCCAGUACCAUGGUCAGCAGAUCCGGGAAACCUCUGCCUUCAGAACUUGCCCAAGACGUGCAAAGCGUAAUAGAAAGAACGCCCUCUGAGCAGUAGGUGAUGGGAAUGUCCGUCCUGGAGACUGACUCCUCGUUUGACAAUGCCAACUGCUGACUCCUCACAGCCACUUCCCGCGCACACAGAAGGAAUUUCUCAGUCACUCUCCACAGCAAUCGUGAAUCAGCUACAAAUUCCUCAUAGCUUUGAAGAGCACGUAAUGGAAUGCAGCUUCAGCGCAGCAAUACCUCUUCACAGUCCAAGUGUGUUCACUCAAAAAUCUCAGCGCUUAAAAACAGCAAAGGAAAUCGAGUAGUUUAAACAAAAAAGGGGCAAACAUGCUUCUAACUAGAAGUAUCUCUUCAAGUAGAUGUACACAGGCUUUGUCAAGAUUACUGUAUUAAUAUAUAUAUAUUCACAUAUAUAUUUAUGUACUCAUAUAGGACAUUUCUUGGGACCUAGAUACUCUGUUGGAUGCUCUUCCUUCCCUCCAUCCCUCACCCCCUUGCUGUGCCAGUUCAAUCUACACCCUAUUCCUCCAUAGAAGUAUCUGUUUGGAAAGGCACAGGUGCUUUGGGUCCAGUGGCUCUUAUGAUUCCAAAACUUAGUCUGACAAAUACAUUCAAUUGCCUCUUGAAACUAUGUCAAAUUGUCUGCUUCCAGUGCCUGUUCUUCCAAAUUAUUCAGCAAAUUACUGUCCAGGGGGAGAUAGAUUUGCUUCAUUUCCCCUCUCAUUCCCAUUCCCAAUCCUCGAGUUUUUAACUUGCAUAGGAUCUCCUCUUAUUAGCUGGUACCCAAUUGAAACUAGAUUCAGUGUGGGUCCAUGGUAUUUUUAAAGAUGCAAAAUAUAAUGAGUUAGGAAGCAAAGAUUUUUGAGUUGUCUGCACUAAUGCACCACCAAUGUUGCAACAUUAUAUUUACCCCCAAAGUGGGGUACGAGGGAGGGAUGCACUCUGGUGAAGCAUUUGUGCACCUGGCUUCUCUUGCCUGUCCUGUAAAAGAGUCCUAUAUGAAAUGAGUUUGGACAGUAUACAAGACCUACUGCACAAAACUGUCCUUAGUUGGCAAUAUCACUCAGAUAAGCCCAGGGAGACUGGAAAUGGAAAUUUUUACUCUGCAUUAAAGCCAGAUGGAGUCAUAACUUGAUCCCAAUGCUGGGAUUCAUUACUCAGUAUGAAAGUCCCUUAUCCUGAUAAUCACAAAGUCCAUCAUUGUAUUUCUUUAACAUUCUUCUUUAUGGAGUGGCAUACUUAUCAGGUAGCUUGGUGGGGAAUAUGAGAUUAGUGCAACUGUGCAUUGCAGGGCAGGAUCUAGAGUGCUCACCAAUCAAUCUAAUCAGAACCCCACAGCAAGUCACAAUCAACUCUGGUCAAAAUGCACCUACUCCAAGUGACUAAAUGUGAAAUUCUCAAAUGUCCAUCCUCAAGCCUGUCUGGUUUGCACAGGUUAUUCAAGACCCUCUGUAUCCCUAGUAAUGGACCUAAGGCCCUUUUUCUGUGCUGUAGACCUCUAUGACUCUGUGACUUUUAUAAUAAGGAGGAAGCCCUGGCCAGAUUCCCAACAUCGUGCUGAAAGGGUUUGAGAUUUCAGGAUGACCGGAAUUGUCAAUCUCUCCUCUUCAGAGAGAUCAAUGAGCCUGUACCUGUGAGGGAGACCAGACACAAGGAGUUAACAGAACAUUGUAACCAUCAUCUUUAAACACCUUGAAGUCCCGGUACAUUGACUGGACAAUCCUAAUGUAUCUGCGGGUUUAAAACUUAAUGAAUUAAUUUCAACAAUUUAUUUAGCAUAUUCAUGGCCACAUCACAAGUUAUGAGCUCACUCUUUGAAUUUACUUUAAAGAAAUGACAGUGAGCAUUGUGGGCUAGGUCCUUACUGCAUUGCUAGGCAAUGUACAGUAUCAUGUCCAACCUAUAGUCUUUGGCAUCCAGUAAUCCAGCCUUUGGAGCUCUGGCAUUUUUAUAUUUCUUAUUGGAUGAUGCGUUCUGUUUGGAAUUUGUAUUUUGGGAGAUUGGGAAAGAGUUGUUGCCUCAUUGCGGAUAAAGCCUAAAUCAACAUAUUGACAGCAACUUAUGGUGACUUCAAAUUAACAAGAAGAGAUUUAUACACCUGGUUCUGCAGGGUCAGUGUACAGACCUACAAGAGGAUGUACUGAUCCCAGUCUAUUACAUUCAGCAUUACUUCAGUUGUCUUCUCGAUGGCAGACUCUCCAAAAGUCCCAAGUAUGAAUCUCAGGUGCCCCAUUUCACCUUUCCCCUUGUCCAUUGGAUUUCAGUCUGAUGGGCCCUGCACCUAGGCAAGUUUGCAUGAACUCAAAGGAAAAAAAAUGCAAGAUAACAGAGAAACAGAGGAGAGCCCUAAGUUGUUUCUGUGUCUUCAAAGUGAAAGGAAAAGUAUGCCAUCCUAAACAUACAACAGCACCUUCCAAACCCAUCAUGAUCAUCACCUGAAAGAAUAAGGGCAGCAGACAUAUUUGAACACCACCAUAUGCAAGUUCCCCUCCAAGCCACACAACAUUCUGACUUGGAAAUAUAUCGCCGUUCUUUCACUGUCACUGGGUCAAAAUCUUGGAACUCCCUCCCUACCAACCCUGUGGGUGUACCUACACCACAUGGACUGCAGUAGUUCAAGGAUGGCUCACUACCACAGUUAGAGAAGGACAAAGAAUGUUUGCUUUGCUAACAAUGCUCACAUCCCAGGAAUGAAGAUAAAAUAUGACAACAGGGCAAUUGAUUGAGCAGCUACAGCAGCAACAUCAGAGAUGGCAACACUGAACACCAAAACACCACCUCCAAUUUUAUUUCAUACAAAUCCUUCAGUUGAGAUGGUUCAAAAUCUACAUUGUAACAUAAAGAUGGACUAAACCUGUCCCAGUUAACUCUGAUAUUGCUACUCUCUUACCUAGCUCAGAGGCAUCUUAAAGAAAGAAAUUCCAGGCCAAGUUCAUGAGCACACAGAACCUUCAAUUAGCUCACGACCAGACACAGAGCACCCUCUCCUCUGCAAUAACAAUUGAGAAGGUUCACAAUUUUAUCUAUUUUAAAAGAAACCCUUGUUGGUGAGGGAAGUAUCGUGGAGAAGCAGAGCAAUUACCAUCUCAUGGCGUGUCGCUUGCUGCGAGGGGUUGCUGCAAUAUUUUAUCUUCAUGCUGAAACCAUUGUAUAUAAAAGGUUAGUAGAACCUUAGUGCAGGUCACUCUUAACAAAGCCCAAGAGAGAUUACGGGCCUUAAAAGGAUGUCUCGGGAAUAAUUUCUGCUGCCAAGCUGACAUUCUCAUCUCCAGUAAGUGUGAAUUGCUGAGCAACUCUUCUGCACUUUACUUGCUGCAAAUCUAUCAAUAAAAACAUAUUUUUAAUAUCA
Molecule: messenger RNA, 4489 nt
Organism: Carcharodon carcharias (great white shark)
Lineage: Eukaryota; Metazoa; Chordata; Chondrichthyes; Lamniformes; Lamnidae
Gene: chad
Product: chondroadherin
Exons: 4
Coding region: 109-1182 (357 amino acids)
Cellular component (GO): extracellular matrix
Molecular function (GO): protein binding
Source: RefSeq, a predicted model, not a curated record